AUGGCCACCUCAAAGACACAACCUCUCAACGCCGAGCAGACAAAGGCGCUGUUCAACAUCCUCACCCACUUCGAGACAUACCGCGAGGUCGAGGACUUCAAGCAGCCCGAGACCAUUUCCAACUAUGGCUACCCCUUCGCCGCCGUCAACCCCAAGGCCGGCGACGGCGAGGCCGUAGUCUACGCCAAGAAGUCGACGUCGCCCGUCCUCCAGUCCCUCUUCAGCAGGUUCAUUCUGCCCCUGCCGGGCGUCAGCAACAUCGGCCUAGAGUUCUGGAACGUCCGAGUGCAAGGGCUGCUGAGGAAGUUCGCCGAGGCCGACCUUUCCGAGAGCUACGAGAAGGGCGCGCUAGGUACUAGAAAGACCCUGGCCACCGCUUCGUCUACCGUCAUCGAGCUCGUUGCCAGAGCUCAGAUCGGCGGCGGACCUACCAGCGACCCGGCGACUCGGCCGAAGGAAUACGACGUGCAGAAUGCGGCGGAUUUGGUGCGGGCUUGGGAUGAUGCCAUGCAUGGCCUCGUCUACGAGAACCUCUGCGACGAGCUGCUGGAUUACCUCGCCGAGACGGAGGAGUUCGACACGCACUCCCCCAUGACGAAGGCUGCUUGCGACUACAUCCUCGUUCAUCUGGCGACGCUCUGCCAUCAAGUCCUCAUCGUCUCUCCCGAGGGACCGUACCUCGUCAAGCUGAUGGACCAGGUGCACAAGAUGGUUCCGUACGGCAUGGUUCGCCAGACGCUGCGCAUCGGAAACGCCGCGACAAUGAUCGCGGGCAUGAUGAAGAUCUUCUUGGCGAAGCUCAGCGUCGGCUCCGUGUCCAAUUGGUUCGGCAUCACCAGCAACGCUGCCGACGGACAGAACCUCUUGCAAAAAAUCAUAACCGUUAUUCUCGGAUGGGACUGCGCCGACUUCAAAAAGACCGUCGACAAGAUCGCCAAGGACAAGAACGGCCCCAGCAAAGGCGCGCUCGUGGCCAUCAACGCACACUGCCAGGCGCCCAAGAGCGAACGCGACGCGGUCAGGGGCAAGAGCCUGCGAGAGUCCAAGUCCGUCGUCGCCGUCAUCCUCGAGGACGUGGACCCCGCCCUGCUGGCGGAUACCAGCGAGGACGAACACAAGAUGUGCCUCGAGUACUACGCGGCAAUGCUUGCCAUCCGCGACCGGGAAGAGAUCAUCACCGUCCUGUGCAAGCAAAGCCCCGACCUCCUCACGCAAGCGAUCCGCGACGCUGUUGCCGGCAUGGAUCCCAUCAUCCGCGCUGUGCACAACAAGGUCGACCUGUCCGACCACGUCAAGGACUACCAGACCUUCCUCGAUCAGCUCAUCACCACCAGCAAGCCCAAGAAGGCGAAGUCCAAGGACGACCCUGAGGCUGUCCUACCGACUGUCGACGAUUAUGUCGAGCUGCUCAAGAACAACCGGCAACUGCUAUACAAAUGGCUGCAUGCAGUCAGCAAGAACUGCCCCGAAGUCAUGGACCAGUUCAGAAAUUGGGCGAAGGAUUCGUUGGUGGCAUUCCACAAGGAGAAGAACGGUGCUAGCAUCGAAGAGAGGCUUGGAGGCAUCUUCAACCAGGUUCCCGAGGAGAAGAGGGCGAAGCUUAUUCCCAUCAUUGACGCCCAUGCCGCUUACCUGAAGGAGCUCGACGAUCUCUCGCGCCGCCGCAUGCAAGGUCUCCUCGACGGCAACUCGGCCAGCAUGUCUGGACCGGGAGUCUAUCUCAUCCGGUGGCAGUCAUUGCUGGACGAGACCCUCAUUACGCCGGCGACAGCGAGCGGACCGCUGAGGCACGGAACGGACGUUGGCGGGGCGAUCCCGGGAGGCAAGCGGACCUCCGUCUCGAGCGACACUGGCGAGGUCAUUGAGAAGGUCCGAUCUCUGACCCUCUCGUCCUUGCCCGAAGCGCCGAACGUGAGACCUGUCAUCAAGGCCCUGGCGCCGCUCUUCAAGCAGAUGAUAACGAAGCCGUCGACGCCGCCGAAAACCAACGGUCAAGCGGCACCGACAGCGGCACCGGCACCGAUUUGA
This is a messenger RNA of Colletotrichum karsti, 2028 nucleotides long. Its product is annotated as px domain-containing protein. Gene Ontology annotation, molecular function: phosphatidylinositol binding. Lineage: Eukaryota; Fungi; Ascomycota; Sordariomycetes; Glomerellales; Glomerellaceae. The transcript has 3 exons. The coding region runs from base 1 to 2028 and encodes 675 amino acids. The record is from RefSeq and is a predicted model, not a curated record.